AUGAAUCUCAAGUCACACCUCAAGAGCGGUACUGCCACGGAUUCAGACAGCGGCCGUAGCCCAUCGGACGAUGAAAAAGCAAUUGGCCAUGGCCAUAUAACAAAUGUCCACGGAGAUGAGCUUCCUCCAGACCCAGAUGAGCACCUCAGUCCAGAGGAGAAAGCGGAAAUUGAUCGCAAACUCCUGUGGAAGCUCGACCUCCGCCUGAUCCCUUGGCUCUGCCUUCUCUACCUGAUCUCCUUCCUCGAUCGCACGAACAUCGGCAACGCCAAGAUCCAAGGCCUUCAAAAGGACCUUAAGAUGACCGAUUCGGAAUACAACUUUUCCCUUACCAUCUUCUUCAUCUCCUACUCCAUCUUCGAACCAUUGACCAAUAUCCUGCUCAAAAGGUUGCGUCCCUCGGUUUUUAUUCCUGUAAUCAUGCUCCUUUGGGGGAUAUGUAUGACUCUCAUGGGUCUAGUAACGAAUUUCGCCGGCUUAGUUGCUGCGCGCUGGUUCCUGGGUUUGACUGAGGCGGGAUUGUUUCCUGGUGUAAACUACUAUUUGAGCUGUUGGUACAAGCGCUCCGAGUUUGGCGUGCGGGCGGCAAUUUUCUUCUCCGCCGCUGCUGUUGCGGGCUCGUUUGGUGGGCUCCUCGCCGCGGCAAUUGCGCAGAUGGACGGGGUAGGCGGGAGAGACGGUUGGGCCUGGAUCUUCAUCCUAGAAGGUAUCAUCACAGUCUUCGUUGGAAUUAUUUCUUUCUGGGUUGUCCAGGAUUUCCCUGAUGAGGCAAAGUUCUUAUCGGUUGAUGAACGGAGACGAGUGGUCAGGCGUUUGAAAGAGGACAAGCAGUCUAGCGCCGAGCACGAGGAAUUCAAGAUGUCAUACUUCUGGGCGUCGGUAAAAGACUGGAAGACCUACACAGGUAUGGUGAUCUAUAUGGGGGCUGUUGGCUCGCUGUACGCGUUUUCGUUGUUCGUGCCGACCAUCAUUCGCGAUCUUGGGUAUACGUCCACGACAGCGCAAUUGCUUUCCGUGCCUCCCUACGCGGUCGCCGCGGUCUUGACUAUCGUCGUUGGAAUUGUCGCCGAUCGGACUAGACAGCGAGGGUUAUGUAAUAUUGCGGUCAGCUUUUUGGGGAUAAUCGGCUUUGCUAUGCUUCUUGGUAAGCUGUUCGCACUCCAUUUUGACCACUCUCAUCUCACGUCCCUCCCAACACCGAUCUCAUCUAUCCAUCGAUGCAUGACUCUGACCAACAAAUUUCCCCUAGGCACGGCCAAACCUGGCGUUCAAUAUGCUGGCGUCUAUCUCGCCGCUCUUGGAAUCUAUCCGUGCAUCGCCAAUACCAUCUCCUGGACUGCCAAUAAUGUCGAAGGUGUCUACAAGCGCGGCGUCACUCUCGGAUUCGUCAUUGGCUGGGGAAAUCUUAACGGCGUCGUCUCGUCCAACAUCUACCGCGACGAAGACGCUCCUCGCUUCCUACCUGGCCAUGGCUCCGUCUUGGCGUAUUUGACUUUAUUUUUGCUGGGAGGAAGUGUUGUACAGAGGUUUUUGUUAGUUAGAGAGAACAAGAAGAGGGCUAGUGGGCUCAGGGAUGGGUGGGCGGAGGGAAAGACGGAAGAUGAGAUUGAGAGAUUAGGUGAUAAACGGCCCGAUUUCAUCUAUACAAUAUAA
Molecule: messenger RNA, 1653 nt
Organism: Endocarpon pusillum Z07020
Lineage: Eukaryota; Fungi; Ascomycota; Eurotiomycetes; Verrucariales; Verrucariaceae
Exons: 2
Coding region: 1-1653 (550 amino acids)
Biological process (GO): transmembrane transport
Cellular component (GO): membrane
Molecular function (GO): transmembrane transporter activity
Source: RefSeq, a predicted model, not a curated record